Molecule: messenger RNA, 291 nt
Organism: Colletotrichum higginsianum IMI 349063
Lineage: Eukaryota; Fungi; Ascomycota; Sordariomycetes; Glomerellales; Glomerellaceae
Exons: 2
Coding region: 1-291 (96 amino acids)
Source: RefSeq, a predicted model, not a curated record
AUGUCUUCCAGUCCAGUCUACAGCUUCAAGCUCAUUGCCCCUGUCUACCGACAGGCCCUCGACAUCCCUCACCGUCAAGUUGAGAGUUUCAACCACGGUCCACGAGGAGAUCGAGAUCCUUCCGCGCAGGAUCACCGCCGAUCUCGCCCGCUACCACGUCAAUCAGUCAAAGCUUAUCAAGCUCGCCCGCUGCAACUCGAUCACCAAGAUGGAACGCUUUCAGCGAGCUUCGAGACUCGCCAGAAGCAACACUGCAUCCGAGAGAGCGGUUUUACUGAGCUCGCCAUGUAA